AUGGACGGGUGUAUGGUGUUGCCCAAAGAGCCUGUGUGGAGCGGAAGGUUUUAUUGGGAUUUAAUAAUGCUCAUAAUGAUGGUUGGAAAUCUGGUCAUCAUACCCGUUGGAAUAACAUUCUUUACAGAACAAACUACAACACCGUGGAUUAUUUUCAACGUGGCCUCAGAUACAGUGUUCCUCUUGGACCUGAUCAUGAAUUUUAGGACUGGGACUGUCAACGAGGACAGCUCUGAAAUCAUCCUGGACCCUAAAGUAAUCAAAAUGAAUUAUUUAAAAAGCUGGUUUGUGGUUGACUUCAUCUCAUCGAUCCCAGUGGAUUAUAUCUUCCUCAUUGUAGAAAAGGGAAUGGAUUCAGAGGUCUACAAGACUGCCAGGGCACUGCGCAUCGUGAGGUUUACAAAAAUCCUCAGUCUCCUGCGUUUGUUACGACUUUCAAGAUUAAUCAGAUACAUACAUCAGUGGGAAGAGAUCUUCCACAUGACCUACGACCUGGCGAGCGCCGUGGUGCGGAUCUUCAACCUCAUCGGCAUGAUGCUGCUGCUGUGCCACUGGGACGGCUGCCUGCAGUUCCUGGUGCCGCUGCUGCAGGACUUCCCGCCCGACUGCUGGGUGUCGCUCAACGAGAUGGUCAACGACUCCUGGGGAAAGCAGUACUCCUACGCGCUCUUCAAGGCCAUGAGCCACAUGCUGUGCAUCGGCUACGGGGCGCAGGCCCCCGUCAGCAUGUCCGACCUCUGGAUCACCAUGCUGAGCAUGAUCGUCGGGGCCACCUGCUAUGCCAUGUUCGUGGGCCACGCCACGGCCUUAAUCCAGUCUCUGGACUCCUCCAGGCGGCAGUACCAGGAGAAGUACAAGCAAGUGGAACAGUACAUGUCCUUCCACAAGUUACCGGCUGACAUGCGUCAGAAGAUACACGACUACUAUGAACACAGGUACCAAGGCAAGAUCUUCGACGAGGAGAACAUUCUCAACGAGCUCAACGACCCCCUGAGGGAGGAGAUAGUCAACUUCAACUGCCGGAAGCUCGUGGCCACCAUGCCCCUGUUCGCCAACGCCGACCCCAACUUCGUCACCGCCAUGCUGAGCAAGCUGCGGUUCGAGGUGUUUCAGCCUGGAGAUUACAUCAUCCGAGAAGGAGCGGUGGGCAAGAAAAUGUACUUCAUUCAGCACGGGGUUGCCGGCGUCAUCACCAAGUCCAGCAAAGAGAUGAAGCUCACCGACGGCUCCUACUUCGGAGAGAUUUGCCUGCUGACUAAGGGACGCCGCACAGCCAGUGUUCGAGCUGAUACAUACUGCCGUCUUUACUCACUCUCUGUGGACAACUUCAAUGAGGUCCUGGAGGAAUAUCCAAUGAUGAGAAGAGCCUUUGAGACGGUUGCCAUUGACCGACUAGAUCGGAUAGGCAAGAAGAACUCCAUUCUGCUGCAGAAGUUCCAGAAGGACCUCAACACCGGCGUCUUCAACCACCAGGACAGCGAGAUCCUGAAGCAGAUCGUGAAGCACGACCGCGAGAUGGUGCAGAUGUCGUCGGGGGCCAUCCCCCCCAACCGAGGAGCCCCGCCGGGCCCGCCGCCACCAGCCGCCCCGCUGCAGAGGGAGCCUUCCUCAGUCUUAAACACAGACCCAGAGGCCGAGAAGCCACGGUUUUCUUCAAAUUUAUGA
Messenger RNA from Miniopterus natalensis, 1665 nucleotides. Lineage: Eukaryota; Metazoa; Chordata; Mammalia; Chiroptera; Miniopteridae. The record is from RefSeq and is a predicted model, not a curated record.